This is a messenger RNA of Lethenteron reissneri (Far Eastern brook lamprey), 1865 nucleotides long. RefSeq names its product gastrula zinc finger protein XlCGF71.1-like. Gene Ontology annotation, molecular function: RNA polymerase II cis-regulatory region sequence-specific DNA binding; DNA-binding transcription factor activity, RNA polymerase II-specific. The record is from RefSeq and is a predicted model, not a curated record. NCBI's taxonomy places the organism in Eukaryota, Metazoa, Chordata, Hyperoartia, Petromyzontiformes, Petromyzontidae. Gene Ontology annotation, biological process: regulation of transcription by RNA polymerase II.
UCGUUGUGGGAGGGGCGUGUCUCGUGCCCAGGAAGUGACGUCAUGUCACCUACUACCGCGUGACGUCACGAGGUAACAGGAAGCUGUCGCCCCGCGCGUGCAGUGAAAUCCGAGCCCAAGCCCGCCUGAGCUGCUAUAACGCUCUUGUUUACAGAAGCCACCUGCCCACGACACAAGAAUUGGUCUGAUGGAGCAAAGGCACUCGGCGCGGCUCGGUGCGACAAGGCAACAAUGCGACCGGUGUGCAUACAGCACGGAUCAUACUGCAAAUUUGACACGGCACCAGAGAACUCACACGGGAGAGAAACCCUUCAAGUGCAGUGUGUGUGGGAAGGCGUUUGCACAGUCAUCAAAUCUUGUAGAACACCAGAGAACACACACGGGAGAGAAACCCUUCAAGUGCAGUGUGUGUGGGAAGGCGUUUGCACAGUCAUCUACUCUUGUAAAACACCAGAGAACACACACGGGAGAGAAACCCUUCAAGUGCAGUGUGUGUGGGAAGACGUUUGCAGAGUCAUCUUCUCUUGUAAAACACCAGAGAACACACACGGGAGAGAAACCCUUCAAGUGCAGUGUGUGUGGGAAGGCGUUUGCAGAGUCAUCUUCUCUUGUAAAACACCAGAGAACACACACGCGAGAGAAACCCUUCAAGUGCAGUGUGUGUGGGAAGGCGUUUGCAAAGUCAUCUACUCUUGUAAUACACCAGAGAACUCACACGGGAGAGAAACCCUUCAAGUGCACUCCGUGCGGGAAGGCGUUUGCACAGUCAUCAAAUCUUCAUGUACACCAGAGAACACACAAGCAUCACAAGAUCCACCAGGAGUGGAGUCUGAAAUCAGCUUGUGAAAGUGAAAGUGUCGCAAUGAGCCCAUCCCUCGUGAAACAAGAACCAGAAGAAAAUCCCAGCUUGGACAAUUUUAAAGCUAUCGAGGUGAAAUAUGAAGAGGUGAAGGUGGAAUAUGAAGAGGUGAUGGUGAAGAGUGAAGAAGUGAAGGUAAAAUGUGAAGAUGAUUAAAGUCCAGAAUGUGACCUUCACAUCGAUGGAGGCAACGUGAAGCAGGAGGAGAAUUCUGACUGAGGCAGAGCGAGGCAACUCCCAGCAGUUUGUGGAGGUGGAGGUGUGGGUGGACUUCCUAGACAAUACAAAGUCAAAUGGAGACCCGGUAGAUGUGUAAGCCUGAGACGAUGUCGCUCCAAUAGAUGCACCCUUGUCACAGGCCUUUAAUGACAAGAAUGUGAAGUUGAACACUCAAUUCCUAGGUUCAACCUGCAGGGUAAGAGCGGCCAGUCUUUGUGGACCUGUGUGUUGGUAGAUCUCUAACCAGGAGCGAGAGCCAAUAAGCUCCCAAGCAUGCACUAUGUUAUAAUAAUUGCUUUUACAUAGUGCUAACUUAAUCCGCUCAGCAAUACGGAGUUUUGUGUCGUAUCUCGUCUCAAACAAGAGCACCCCAAGUAGCAGCUGCCCCUGUGUGGCACAAGGUGGAGGCCCUGCACCGGCCUGAAUAUUGUCAAGAGCCUGUCGGUAGGGGGCGAUGAUUGAUCUGUCAUCUCAGCUGUGUCGUUUGUAGGUAAUGUUUAGAAUUUGCUAAAUUUUUGACCCAGACGCCAACAUGCAAAGGCCUACUCGUUUUGAAUUGCACAAUUGUGUGUUUCACAUCCACUGUUCAGUAGAGGGUGCAUUCUUGAAAUAGCUCCUUGUUAAUAAGAUGUUAUCUAAACUAAAUUGUUCAAUUUUGGAAGAACGUAAUCAACCAGGUAGGGUGUUGACUGUUGUGUUGGCUGACUUGUGUUGUGUUGCAUUAUAUUUCUAAGUUCACUAUGUUUGUGUUUUCAUUCACGUGUUGUACCUGAUGAUGGUUGCUUGU